AACUCAAAACGAUAGUCUCGGCCGGUGCUGUUAUUGUUCGGUUUGAAGAGUUAGGGGGUGGCCGCUGCUUUGUUUUUGUUUUUUGGGGGGGCUGUAAGCUUUCACUGGCAGGCUAAUUACACUCAAAUGCAAACACCUGCAUGCCUCGGUUGAUAUAUAUUUUAAUAAUAUAGCAUCAUAUCUAUCCAGGUAGUGGUAAGGUAAUACGUUAGGUCCCAAAGUAGCUGAUGGAUGCGCGGGUAUCGGACUUAUUUGCCUCAGGAAAUGGACACGGUUCCGGAUCUCCAGGUGUCGCUUCCAACGUAGCCUCCAAAAAAGCUUCUGCAAAGAACAAAAAAUCAAAAGCUCGUUUCUCUCGCACCUUCAAACCCAGCAAUAACACCCCGUAUCUACCUCCAGAGGCUGAAGAGGGAAAUAUAGAGUACAAGCUGAAGCUGGUGAACCCUACGCAAUACCGCUUUGAGCACCUGGCAACACAAAUGAAAUGGAGACUGCAGGAGGGUCGAGGCGAAGCUGUCUAUCAAAUAGGUGUCGAGGAUAAUGGCAUGUUGGUGGGACUAUCAGAGGAAGACAUGAGGGCAUCAUUGAAGACACUCCAUAGGCUAGCAGAGAAAGUUGGAGCUGACAUCACUGUCCUCCGAGAGCGUGAAGUGGACUAUGACUCAGACAUACCUCGUAAGAUUGCUGAAGUUCUCAUUCGCAAGGUGCCAGAUGACCAGCAGUUCUUGGACCUGCGAGUGGCCGUACUCGGUAAUGUGGACUCUGGCAAGUCCACCCUGUUGGGUGUUUUGACGCAGGGUGAGCUGGACAAUGGACGAGGAAGAGCAAGGCUCAACCUCUUCAGACAUCUUCAUGAGAUCCAGACUGGACGCACUUCAAGCAUCAGCUUUGAGAUCCUUGGCUUCAACAGUAAAGGAGAGGUUGUGAAUUACAGCGAGUCUCGAACCGCAGAGGAAAUUUGUGAGAGUGCCUCUAAAAUGAUCACAUUUAUUGAUCUGGCGGGUCACCACAAGUACCUGAAGACCACCAUCUUUGGUCUCACCAGCUACUGUCCAGAUUUCGCUAUGCUGGUCGUGAGCGCAAAUACUGGCAUUGCUGGAACAACCCGGGAGCAUCUUGGGCUCGCCAUGGCCCUGAAGGUGCCCAUCUUUAUUGUCAUCAGUAAGGUGGACCUGUGUACACGGGCAACUGUUGAGCGCACGGUACGGCAGUUGGAGCGUGUCUUGAAACAACCGGGCUGCAACAAGGUGCCCAUGGUUGUAGCCAGUACGGACGAUGCCGUCACCGCAGCACAACAGUUUGCCCAGUCACCCAACAUCACACCCAUCUUCACCUUGUCCAGUGUGUCUGGAGAGAGUCUAGACUUGCUCAAGGUCUUCUUCAACAUCAUCCCUCCUCUCAGCAACAGCAAGGAGCAGGAGGAGCUUAUGCAACAGCUAACUGAGUUUCAGGUGGAUGAGAUCUACACAGUGCCAGAGGUGGGGACUGUGGUGGGAGGUACUCUCUAUAGUGGUAUUUGCCGUGAGGGAGAUCAUCUUGUAGUAGGGCCCACAGAUUCAGGCCAGUUCCACAAGUUGACCAUUGGGAGCAUCCAAAGGAACCGCUCAGCAUGCAGGGUACUCAGGGCCGGCCAGGCUGCAACACUCGCCCUGGGCAACUUCGACCGGUCACUACUACGCAAGGGCAUGGUGAUGGUGAGUCCAGAGAUGGAUCCUACUAUCUGCUGGAUGUUUGAGGCUGAGAUAGUGCUGCUCUUCCAUGCUAAGACCUUCCACAAAGGCUUUCAGGUUACUGUGCACAUCGGCAAUGUGAGACAGACCGCCACUGUGGAAGCUGUGUAUGGCAAGGAGGAGCUGAGGACAGGGGAGAAAGCAGUGGUUCUCUUCAAGUUCAUCAAGCACCCAGAAUAUCUGAAGGUGGGAGCUAAGGUGCUCUUCAGAGAGGGCGUGACCAAAGGUAUCGGCCACGUCACCAAGUUGCUGCCCAUCGCCCAGUACCGGCAAUCCCAAAGCGAGGAUGAGGAAGUCUGAAGUUUUGCAGACAAAAACAGCAGAAAACACCGUCCCACCCCAAAACAAGGUGCUUUAUAACCCCCUACCUGCUUUCUCCAAAGGCCACUCUGCCCUGUCCUCUGCACAGUACUUCCCUUUCACAGGACUUAGUUAUUUUAUCACCCCUUUCCAAAGCCUUGCUGUCACCAUCUUCCUCAUUUGUCCUCUUCAGCCUUUUAAAUAACUGCUGAUAUUUUAGUGUGCUUUCUGGUGUUGAGUUUUAAAGAGUGUUACUUUUGAUGGCACUGAUAAGAGGAAACCCCUCAGCCACUUCUAUAACACGUUCACAGCGACAUCUACCAAAGUGAUAUUGAGUGUCACAUAUAUGCAAUGCACAGAUCAGUAAGUGGCAACUAGGAAUCUGCUUUCUCACAUGUACAUUGAAGUGGUGCCUACACAGUUUACACCUAAAUGCACUACCUAACACAUGUCAAAAAAGAUGCACACACACUUGCACUGAAAGAUAAAUGCCAGUGAUGAUAUACCUUUGGCAGAUAAUCGUUUACAAAGUUGCAAGUAUGAGAUGCAUGGACAUUAGGUGUAACGUGUAUCACCUACCAUGUCAUUAUUGUCACAGCUUGUCUGUGUUACCAGCAUAGUGCCUGACUGAUAGGGACAAGCCUCUGGUCUCACUGUAUUUGAAUACUCCUUAAUCGUUUCUUUUUCUUAGUAACUUCUAAAGAAUUAUGUGAGAUAAUUGUAACAGCGAUGAGAUGCGUUUGCAGUUCUCAGUCAUAUAUAAGCUUUUCCAUCCUGCUUUAAGCUAUAUUGCUGACAAAGGCACUUUAUGAAGGUGAAAGGAGAGCAUUGCGAGGUAUGCAAAGUUAGAACUUGACCCAGUUUGUACAUCAGCCUGCCAAGCAAAGUCACAUUUGCAAUCACCUUAUAACUGUCACAUUUGUCUGUGAGAAUUAGGUUUUUUAUUCACAAAUAAUGCCUCACGAUAGUGCAGUGAGAUGGUAAUGAUCCUGCUGCCUAUCUUUCAAGUGCUUUAGUUACUCAGGUCAGUGUCGAUAUUGUAUUAGACAGCAUUCCACUUUCACAGAAGUACUCAAGUGAACCUUUCUGUUGCUGACUUGGGGAAGGGGGGGGAGGGUGGUCGUCUCCCAAAGAGAUAUGUUUGAUUAUGCAUUAUAUAUUAUCUGAAGCUGUCUAUUGAUGCAGCUUUGUUUAAAAGCAAUUAUGUUUGAGAUAUUUGAUGUCGUCUCUUCACUUAAGUUACUGAUGUCACUAACUUUGAAGGGGUUUACACAGUGCCUAAUGGGACUACCAUUUGAGUAGCCUUUCAUUACACCCCAAAGUUUUACAACUUAGUAAAAAAAAACAUCUACUGAAGUUGGUGCUACUACUAGAAACAGUUUUUGAUAUCUAGAGGUCGACUUUGAAAAUGAAUGUUAAUUGCUACUCUCUUGGAGGCUGUUAUCCCAUACCAUCUGUCUUAUCAUUGCAUGUUGAUGUGAUUUAUACAUAGGUUGUUGUCCCACUGACAUAAGAGAUAGAGGACGAGUGAAAUGUGUGCCCUGUUUUGUUGCACCCACGUUGUUGUUAUGCACAGUUUGUGUGCACUCAGAGAGAAAAAACUUAACAAGCAUUUCAACCAAAAUAUUUUAUAGCCUUUUAAGAAGACUUAUAUCAGGUGUUAAAGUUUGUUUUCAUGCAUCUGGGAAGUAUUUUAUAGAUUUCUAGUAGUUCUCAGUUUUACAAUUCAUUCAAACACUUUUUUCACAUGUUUCUGUCUUCUUACUCACACCAACACAGCUUCACUUUUUUGAGAUCACUUUUAGACCUGUUUUCCUAUUAACCGAAUCUUUUGAUCAUUAUUUGGGUGAAAUGCAAUAUUUAUGAACAGAUCCAAUUUCUGUAUUAUGAUGUACAUGAAUAAAACUUUUAUUGUCUCUUUA
Lates calcarifer (barramundi perch) is the source of this 3952-nucleotide messenger RNA. RefSeq names its product GTP binding protein 2a (gene gtpbp2a). The record is from RefSeq and is a predicted model, not a curated record. Gene Ontology annotation, biological process: translational elongation. The transcript has 12 exons. The coding region runs from base 228 to 2030 and encodes 600 amino acids. Lineage: Eukaryota; Metazoa; Chordata; Actinopteri; Centropomidae. Gene Ontology annotation, molecular function: GTP binding; translation elongation factor activity; GTPase activity.